AUGAAUGUAUAAAAUUCGAGUUCCAUAGAUAUAAAUUGUUCUGAAGAGAAGAAAGAGGAUAUUAAUGAAGUAAUUGUUAUGAUGAACAAUCAAUAUCUUAAAGUAAGGAGACCUAAUGAAGAUAAUAUUUUAGAUUAUCUAAAUUAUGAUUAGCAAAAUAAUAAAGAGAAAUUGACAUCUAAAGAUAAUACUUUAAAUUUAGAAUCACCUUAAUAAGCUCUACUCUUAUAAAGAAAUGAAAAUUAAUCAUAUUUUGAAUUCCAAAAUUCACCAUAAAAAACAUUUAAUUCAAUCCUUCUUAAAUUAAAGAAUGAAGAGAAAGCUGAUGAGAAUUUAAAUGAAUUUUAAUUGAAAUAUUAGAUGAUUUUAAAUGAUUUAUGUUUUAAUUACUCCCCAUUGGAUAAAUAACUAAUAUAUAAAAAGCUAAGAAAUAUAAUCUAAAAAUUAUCUAUUAUAUAUGAAAUCUUUUACUUUGUAAUCGGAUUCUUAUUUAUUUUUGAAUGUACAAUUACUAUUGCUUUUGGAACCAAAUAGAUAUUCAACAUUUCAUUUUAUAUUAUCUAAUAUUGUCUUAUGUUUGUAGAAUCAAUAUUAUUAUUUAAAGAACAAACUAAAAUAAAUAGUAUUUAUGAAUUAGCAUUUCAUGUAUCAUAAUUUGUAUUAAUCAUUUUAAAUAAUUUGAUAGAGUUUUAAUAUCUAUGCAUCGUACUUUUAGGACAUUUAUAUUUUUCAAUAAAGAAAUACAAAAUAAUAAAAUAGAAAUAUUCUUUACACAUAAAAAAUAUCUCAAAAUUAGAGAUUAUUAUUUUUUACAUUCUUUUCAUCCAUAUUUCAGCUUUGAUUUUUUAUAUUAUCUCAAAGAGUCAAGCAGAUCCAUGGAUUGAAGAUCUUAAUGAAAAUGAAGAUUGGAGUAAUAGUUAUUUAUAUUGUUUAUUUUGGUCAAUUUCUACAAUAACAACAUUAGGAUAAAAUUUAAUCUAAUUUAGAAAUCGAUCAUUAAUUAUUGUUACUAUUUUAAUUUAGAUAACAAAUAUAAUUUUUAUAAUCUUUUUUGUUAUAAAUAAAUAACAAUAAUUUUAAAAAUUUGAAUAGUUUUCUGAAAAUGUAGAUAUGAUAAAUCAUUAUUUAAAUGAAAAAAAAAUAAGUAAAAGAUUACAAUAAGAAAUUAAGACAAUUUUAUAUAAUAAAUGGGAAGAGAAGUAUCUUAGUAAUCAUGAAUAAGAAUAAUAGAUAUUAUAAUAAUUACCUUAAUAUUUGAAUGAGGAUAUAAAACAAGAAUUAUUUUCAAAAAUUCUAGAUUAGAUUCCAUUUUUUUCAUAGAUAUCUUAGGAAUGUUAUAGAGAAAUAAUUUUAUAAUUAAAAGAAUACACAUUUUCACAUAAUGAAAUUCUUGAUCAAACAGGAUUAUAUUAUUGUUCGAAAGGGAGUUUUGAAUUAUUUUUACCUAAUAGUGUAAAAAUUGAUUCAAAUGAUAAAAAUAAUUCUUUUUAUGGUUUAAAUUAUCUAUUUUAUGAUAAAUAGGAUGUUUGUCAAGCUGUAUGUAUAAAUAAGACACAAUUCAUAUACUUAAGUAGAUACUCAUUUUUGAAAGUAUUGAGGAAGUAUCCAGAUGAUUAUGUAAGAGUGAGAUUUUAUUAAUUAGUAAAUGUACAGAAUGUAAAUGGAGAUGAAUUAAUUAGAUUUAGGAAUUUAAUGUUAUUUAUGUUAGGAUUUAAGACAUAAUUUAGAUUAAUGUCCAUAAAUACAUUUAUUUAUAAAUAAAUUCAAUUUGAUAUCUAAUCAUUUGACAUCAGAAGAUAUGGGAAGAGUCAAACAUAAGAGGAAAAGAGAUAGAAGUACAAAUGCAGUAUUUUCUUAGAGGUUAUUUGAAGAUGCUGCAUCUAUGUUUUAGGAAAUUUUAAUAUAAGAUGAAACAAUUAAAGAAUUCUCAAUAGUUCCAUAAUAAAUAUAAUAGAAUAAUCCAAGAAAGAAAUCUAAAUCAUUGAAUUCAGAUGAAAAUUCUAAAGUUUUGUAAAAGUCUAAUUCUGGCCAUAGUUUGAGUGCUAUUCAAAAACCAUAAGGUUCAGGAUUAUCUUUUAGUACAUUUUCGAUGUUUAAAGAAGUUUAAGGAUAGAGAAAGAUUUCUAAAUAAUAGGACAGUGAUAAAAUUUCGAGCAACUCUUAAAAUAAAUAACAUCAAUCAAGUUCAAAUAGUUUUAAAGAUAUACCAAUAACAAUUAAUAUAGAGGAUAAAAUUGUUGAUGAUUCUAUUUUUACAGUCUAACCUAGAAUAAAGAAAUAAUAAAUAGGAAAAUAAGGGACGACAUCAAUUAAAAUAACUCCACCUAAUGCACCAUUAUAAGCUAUUCCUUCAGUAAGUGAUAUCAACACACUUAAUGAAGACAGUUUUGUUCAUUAAUAUUCUAUGAGUAGCAAAAGAUACUCUUCUCCUUAAAAAAAGGUUUCUUCUAAGGCUACUGUAGAGACUUAAAAAUAAUUUGAAUAAAUGGAGAUACAAAAAAUGGAAUUCGAGUGCCCAAUUAAUUUGAUGCACUAUUUUCCAUAACAUAAUAUUCAUGAAGUAAUAGAAAAAUUCAAACAUAUUCAAACCAGAGAAUUAUAAUGA
Paramecium sonneborni is the source of this 2605-nucleotide messenger RNA. The record is from the annotation of a GenBank genome assembly. NCBI's taxonomy places the organism in Eukaryota, Ciliophora, Oligohymenophorea, Peniculida, Parameciidae.